GGGGCCGCCGGGGCCGCCCCGGCUUCCUCGUCUUCCUCGGUGGCGGCGGCAGCGGCUCCCGGCCAGUGCCGCGGUUUCCUUUCCGCUCCAGUAUUCGCUGGGACACAUUCAGGGCGGGCGGCAGCCGCAGCGGCGGCAGCUGCGGCAGCGGCGGCGGCGGCCUCCAGCUUUGCAUACCCGGGGACCUCUGAGCGCACCGGCUCUGCCUCAUCGUCAUCGUCUUCGGCUGUGGUUGCUGCGCGCCCAGAGGCUCCCCCAGCCAAAGAGUGCACAGCGCCUGCACCCACAGCGGCCGCUGCAGCACCACCGGGCGCUCCAGCGCUGGGCUACGGCUACCACUUCGGCAACGGCUACUAUAGCUGCCGUAUGUCGCACGGCGUGGGCUUACAGCAGAAUGCUCUCAAGUCGUCCCCGCACGCCUCUCUGGGAGGCUUCCCGGUGGAGAAGUACAUGGACGUGUCAGGCCUGGCGAGCAGCAGUGUACCAACUAACGAGGUGCCCGCACGAGCCAAGGAAGUGUCCUUCUACCAGGGCUACACGAGCCCCUACCAACACGUGCCUGGGUAUAUCGACAUGGUGUCCACCUUCGGCUCUGGGGAGCCUCGGCACGAGGCAUAUAUCUCCAUGGAGGGCUACCAGUCCUGGACGCUGGCCAACGGGUGGAACAGCCAGGUGUACUGCGCCAAGGACCAGCCACAGGGGUCCCACUUUUGGAAAUCAUCCUUUCCAGGGGAUGUGGCUUUAAAUCAGCCGGACAUGUGUGUCUACCGACGGGGAAGGAAGAAAAGAGUGCCCUACACCAAACUGCAGCUCAAAGAACUGGAGAACGAGUAUGCCAUUAACAAGUUCAUUAACAAGGACAAGCGGCGGCGGAUUUCAGCUGCCACGAACCUAUCCGAGAGACAAGUGACCAUUUGGUUUCAGAACCGAAGAGUGAAGGACAAGAAAAUUGUCUCCAAGCUCAAAGAUACUGUCUCCUGAUGUGGGCCAAGUUGGCCACAGACAGUUUAAAUGCUUUCAAAUGUCGCCAAAAGACCAUUGGAAAGACUUGAAUAUGUAUUUAAUUCCCCUCCCCUAUUCCCUAACAAUGAUGGCAAAUUUUGUGAAUUGUUUCUCUCUUUUGACUCUUAUCUGGCUCCCAAACCUUUUGCUUCCCAACUUGACUUUGUAGUUCUGUUUCUACUUGUUUAUUAUUGGUUUUGUUCUUGUCUAGGCUUGUUUUUAAAUGAUGUUUUUAAAUGUUCUGUUUCUCCCUCCAGGCCAGUAUAAAGGACUUGAGUAUUUCUUAAUAAUCCCCAAAAUGAAUUUCAGAAGUGCCAUUCUGAUUUAAGGUCUUAAUUUUUUAAAAUCACUCACUUUAUCUGUGUUUCCAGCACUGAUUAUCUUCAUAACCCAUUAGGUUAGAACAUUAGCAGUCAUUCAUAUCCUGUGAUUAGUUAAUUGAAUCAUUAGUUCCCAGCAGUUGCCCUGAGGCAAGUAGAAACAGCUCUCCGCAGUUAGUGCCCCCAGGGUCACCCAGAAAGUCUCAAAAUCGGAGGCUAAAGGCACUGUGAUGACUUCAAAAGCAGCUACCUUAUUAAAUAGUGUUUGUAUCAAUAUGAAAAUGAGGACAAUCUUUCCAACUUUGGGUCUUACUUUCUGUUUUAGUUGUAUACUUGUAACACACUUUGUAGAUUUGGGCUUUUAUAAUCUUCAAUUAUUUGAAAAUAAUAUGUCUUCAUGGAUGCCUUCAUUUCUCAAACUCUAGAUGCAAAUGCUUAAAUAACUGCAAUUGGUAGAGUGACCCAUGAUGGUAUAAAUGCACCCCUUUCCUUGGACUCAGGAAUAUGCAACUGGCCUCAAUCCCUGGAAAGAGUCUAACCAAUGUGGCCAUGGGUGGGAACUUUUAUUCAGAAUCCAAUGAAGAACUUAACUGUCUGAACAAAUGCAUUGAGACUCCCACAGAGCUUUCGAACAUCUAACAAAUUUUUAAAAUGUGUAACUGUAAGGUCCAAGAAGAAAAGAGUGAUAUUUCUGAAACUGAUGCAAAAUAACUACUUUUAAA
Messenger RNA from Ictidomys tridecemlineatus (thirteen-lined ground squirrel), 2044 nucleotides. RefSeq names its product homeobox D13 (gene Hoxd13). Lineage: Eukaryota; Metazoa; Chordata; Mammalia; Rodentia; Sciuridae. Gene Ontology annotation, molecular function: DNA-binding transcription factor activity, RNA polymerase II-specific; DNA binding. Gene Ontology annotation, biological process: regulation of DNA-templated transcription. The record is from RefSeq and is a predicted model, not a curated record.